AUGUUGAGGAAAGAAGGGCUCUUAAGUGGUGAUAAUAUAGGUAUCCAAGCAGACGAGAGAUUUGCUGAUUGCUUGAGGCAGUUGAUCAAGCAAAACAUUCCGGGCCUGGAGUCCACAAUCAUCUAUCCGCAUCUACUGUUGAAGGAUUGUAAGUUGGAAAUGCUCCUGUGUGCUCCAGCUGCUAUGAUGUGUCUGGCCGCCGUUGUGGAGAUAAAAAUAGUCUUGGAUGGGCUUUUUGAAGUCAAUCUCCACCAUCAUAACUCCGCCUUCGUUUUAUUGGUCUGCAGUAUGGUGUCUUCUCUGGCUCCCACGCACGGUCUGUACAAGGCGGAGCAUGCAUCUAUCGCGUAA
Messenger RNA from Microsporum canis CBS 113480, 351 nucleotides. RefSeq lists its product as uncharacterized. NCBI's taxonomy places the organism in Eukaryota, Fungi, Ascomycota, Eurotiomycetes, Onygenales, Arthrodermataceae. The record is from RefSeq and is a predicted model, not a curated record. Bases 1 to 351 code for a protein of 116 amino acids. The transcript is spliced from 4 exons.